UUAACGUGUACACGUUUUUCGGGUUGUCUUGUUGACUUUUAUGCAUUUCUUUGAUUUUAUAUUUUAAUGUUUAUUUCUUGUAAUACUCAUCAAUUGGUGCUGGACAUGGAAUAAGUUUGCUCUUGAAUGCUGUGCAAUUUUGCUAAAUCUCCGUACACCUUUCAAACAAGGAAGGUAUCUUUUGUAGAUACACAUAUUGUGAUGUUGUUUAUUUGACAGAUUCAAUGGACGGAAGAGGAGCGUCAAGAUAUUGGUGUCAUCAUUGUUCAAGGAGGGUGAACCCCAUGAUGGAGGUUGAGUUAAAAUGUCCCAUUUGUCAACUAGGAUUUAUUGAAGAAAUGGGAUCAGACACUACUGAGACCCCUUUAGAUUCUGAUUCUGAUUCUGAUCGUGCCCUCUCACUUUGGGCACCAAUCUUGUUAGGCAUGAUGACCAACCCUCGUCGUCGUUCUAGACUUAGGCAUCUCGAAUUUGAAGAUGAUGACGAUGAUGAUCAUACACGUGAAGCCGAUACACAACUUGAUCCAGACCUGGCAUCUAUAAUAAAUAGGCGCAGGAGGAACUCUGCUACAAUUCUCCAGCUCUUGCAAGGUAUUCGAGCUGGAAUGUUGGCUGAGUCGGAGAACCCUAACCCUGAUAAUGAAAACAGGGAGACAGGUAGAGAGAGUAGGGAUCGUGAGCGUGUUAUACUUAUAAAUCCAUUCAAUCAAACCAUCAUUGUACAGGGUUCGGAUAAUAAUUCCAGGAACCAACCUAUUGGCUCAUUGGGUGAUUAUUUCAUUGGUCCUGGUUUAGACGUGUUGCUGCAACAUUUGGCAGAGAAUGAUCCAAAUAGGUAUGGUACUCCACCAGCUCAAAAAGAGGUUGUAGAGGCAUUGCCUGUGGUGACAAUUGAUGAGACAUUGCAGUGUUCUGUCUGUUUGGAAGACUUUGAGAUUGGGACUGAAGCCAAAGAGAUGCCUUGUAAGCACAGGUUUCAUGGUGACUGCAUCUUACCAUGGCUGGAGCUUCAUAGCACAUGUCCAGUCUGUAGGCACCAGUUGCCCUCUGAUGAAUCCAAAGUUGAAUCUGCUGGAACCAAUGAUGGAAGUGGUAGUAACACAAAUGCUCAGAGUAGUAAUGGUAAUGGUAGAAGGUAUGAAGAUGAGGAUACUAGGAAUGAAAACGGUCGCCGGUUUCCAGUGUCACUUCCGUGGCCUUUGAGUGGCUUGUUUUCAUCCCCAAACUCAGGUAGUAAUGGAAAUUCAUCAUCAAUGACGUCUUCUGCAUCAAAUGCGAACUCCAAUGCUCAUAUGCAUGAGGAUUAAAUUUCAUCAUAUUGAGUUUGUGCUCUAUGAUGCAUGGAUUUCCUUUGGCGUUUUGCUUGUGUACAUAGCGUGGUACUUGCUAAAUUAUAGUAUUGCAAACACUGGAUCCUGUCUUGCUUGCCUGCCUGUAUUAUAUAGAGGAUCAUUUUACUUUUGUUAGACUAGAAGCCAACGACUCUCUUCUGUUUGUAUAGAGCUUUAAAUAUGUACACUUUUUGGUCAACUCAACUCUCAAAUCCUUUAAGCUGAUGAAAGGGUUUAUGUCAAAUGUCCUCUGAACCACAAGAAUCAAGAGAAAGCUCUUGGCCUCGUUUCUGAUUUAUCAGCUUUUAAGCUAUAGCAAUGUGCUAUGGUUCAGGCAUUAUUGAUCUUGUUUACAUGCUAUACGAGUCAUGGUAAUGACUUCCUACUUGUCAAGUUAAAUUGCUAGAUCUAAUGAAUUUCUUCGUUGAGGUUGGAUUUCA
Molecule: messenger RNA, 1771 nt
Organism: Solanum tuberosum (potato)
Lineage: Eukaryota; Viridiplantae; Streptophyta; Magnoliopsida; Solanales; Solanaceae
Product: E3 ubiquitin-protein ligase RING1
Exons: 3
Coding region: 225-1307 (360 amino acids)
Biological process (GO): protein ubiquitination
Cellular component (GO): cytoplasm
Molecular function (GO): ubiquitin protein ligase activity
Source: RefSeq, a predicted model, not a curated record